Messenger RNA from Penicillium waksmanii, 2277 nucleotides. RefSeq lists its product as uncharacterized. Bases 1 to 2277 code for a protein of 758 amino acids. The transcript has 6 exons. Gene Ontology annotation, molecular function: RNA polymerase II cis-regulatory region sequence-specific DNA binding; DNA-binding transcription factor activity, RNA polymerase II-specific; zinc ion binding. Gene Ontology annotation, biological process: DNA-templated transcription; regulation of transcription by RNA polymerase II. Lineage: Eukaryota; Fungi; Ascomycota; Eurotiomycetes; Eurotiales; Aspergillaceae. The record is from RefSeq and is a predicted model, not a curated record. Gene Ontology annotation, cellular component: chromatin.
AUGACUCUCCAGUUAAUCGGAGAAAACCUCGAAAAUGUCAAUAUUGCAACCGGGAAUUCCGACGACACGAACACCUCCAACGACAUCUUCGUAUUCUGUUCCUGUGGCUCAUCAUUUGGUCGUCGCGACCUCCUGAAACGCCAUCAAAAACUCGGACAAUGUGAACUUAUUACCCCUUCGACGCUCGACGCGCAGCCAUCGCCAGCAACAGGUUCAACUGGCGAUAACCUCCAAUGGCAGGACGAAUCUUUGCCUGUGGAUCAGACUAGAAGGGGCUUUUUGUGGGAAAUCCCUUACCUACAUCAAAACACCUCAACAGGACCUGAACAAGGAACGCAAGUCACCGGAGCACAUUAUGAAGAUCAAUCUCUGUUCAACCAGCAGGAUUUACUGGCGCUAGAAGACAUCGAAUCUUUUAGCCAGAAUUUCGGUCUAAAUACGGACUGGUACCUACCGACCGAACCGAGUAUCACUCAGAUCUUCACUGGGGAGCCUUUGAUCUCCUCACUCCCGACUCCCUCUUCUCCCUAUCCUGUUCAGCAGGAAAAUUCCCACUCAAAUCAAUCUCUCAGCAAGCUCCCUACCGAGAGGCAAGCUGUCGCGGAGUUUGGAGUCUUAACUUUGCCGAUCCUUACCGUCACCCCUCAACAUCGAACUCGGCUUCUUCUGGCAUUGUCAAAGGAUUCUCAUAUGGCACCCGACGAGAAUCUCUUGCCAUCACAUCAUUCACUCACUCGAUUCAUGAAUGGAUUCUUUGAUGGAUUCUAUCCUCAUGUGCCAAUUAUCCAUAUUCCAACCUUCAACAUUGAUGAUUGUGAUCCGGGUAUAUUUUUGGCUAUGUCUGCCUUGGGAGCUCAAUACAGGCAUGAGCAUCGCAAGGCAGUUUCACUUUUUCAUGCAUCACGGAGGAUACUACAUCAAAGCUCAAAUGAAAAGGGUCAAACCGAACUAUACAGCAACACUUCCGUGGGCUCUGAUUCUCAAGACCGAAAUGAAAGCUAUCACGACAAAGGCACUACACUUGACGGGUGUUGUGCUUUGCUUCUUAUUGCCUUUGCCACAUGGCAAGGCGAGGAAAGUAUCAUAAACGAAGCAUUUAACUUACAGAGCCACUUGGCAAGAUGUGUUCGAGAUAGCCAGCUAGAAGAGCAAACGGAGCAGCCAGAUAGUACUCUAGACUGGCGCUCAUGGGUAAGAAGAGAGUUCGAAAGACGACUUAAGUUGUUCUCUUUCACUAUUCUCAACCUGCAUUCCAUUGUAUUUGGAACCCCGCCGGUGAUCCUGAGCGAUGAGAUUCAUCUGCGUCUCCCAUGUACUUGCUUAGAAUGGAUCGCUCCAAACCAACAGAAAUGGUCUGCUGUCCGCAGAUCAGUGCCCCAAGAGCAAAUGAUGUUUCAGGAAGCCCUUUCCCAGUUAACAAAGUCCCACCGAGAGCAGCCACCUCAAAGUUCACAAGUAAUCCCAUCCCCACUGGCAAAUUACGUUCUAUUACAUGCUCUCAUUCAAAAGAUCCUCGUCGCCUAUCAGGCCUUUCGAUUGUAUGAUGACGAGAAAGGUACUUUCAUCAACAAACAAAAGGAAUCCAUGCGGAAUAUGCUUCACGCAUGGACUUCCCAAUGGCAACGAGCCCCUGAAUCGAGCCUCGACCCCCGAAAUCCAAACGGACCUGUUACCUUCACUUCCACCGCAUUACUUGGGCUUGCCUAUGUUCGACUAGGUCUUGACCUAGGGGCGUACAAGAUACUUCGAUCCCGAAACCCAAGCGAUAUUGCGAAUCGACUGUUGGACAUGCCGAGACUUCCAGCUGGGCCACAUCUCCUCCCGGCAAUUUUGCAUGCGACUCAUGCGCUCAGUAUUCCUGUCAGACUGGGAAUCAAUUUUGUAGCUCGCAGUCAUGCCUUCGUAUGGAGUAUCCAGCAUUCUCUUUGUGGGUUGGAGUUCGCGAUAUUCCUAAGUAAAUGGCUGUUCUGCUUGUCUAAUUGUCAAAAGAGUCGUCCUUUAGAUGAGCACGAAUCCCGCCUAGUUGGCUGGAUUAGCGAUAUCGUCGAAGAAGGCCGCACAUCUGGAGACGAGGAUCUCUGGUCCCAAGCCAGUGAUCCAUCCUCUUGCGAGUAUCUAGGAUUUGCAGUUGUUAAACUUUGGGCCCGCCUUAUCAGAGGAAACGAACAGUGGGCCAUAUUGAAGGUCAUUGGAGACGGGCUUGAUAUCUAUGCCAACACCUGCGAACAGCGUCUAGUUCAUUCCAACUUGGAUGUGAAUACUGCUUCAAGUGGUUGA